UACCCAGAAUCGCGUGUAACCGAGGCCUCGUGACAAGGAGGGAAGGGGUAACCCUAAGGAGAGUGGGAAACGCCAGGCGUCGAGACGCCCGAUCAAGUCGUGCCGGUACCUCUGAAGACGUCGCACCUUGAGGAAUACCCUGAAAAUCAACUUAGAAAAGAGCACCCGUGUCUACGUUAGGAAGCGAAGAUGUCCAGGCCGAUAUUAAGCAGGCCACGCACCCGCGUUUACGGAUGCAACUACGACAAGGGGGAAUCCUACUACAAACCAAUGGUCGACCACCUUGACCGAAAGUACAGCGGACGCCCACUAUUCCCGGAAGCAAGAAGUUCCCUUGCCGAUGAGAUCGCAGCGCGCCGAAGCGACAUCGGCUCCCGCGAUCUUGCUGGUUCCCGCAACGACUCCUUUGGGCGUGACCUUGACCUUGAAUCCGAAUUCCGUCCCCGCGCCCGACCCUCGAGCGAAGUGCUCCUCGACGACGAAGACACCGUGUUCGACAGUCAUGGUCAGCGGACGCGUCGCGAUACCGCAAGCGAUAAUUUCGCCAGCGAGGUCGAGGCGACGACGCGUCGUUUCAAGGCACGCGUCGCGGCGCUGAGCUACGACGAGGACCUGGAGAACAACCGGCGCCCGAAAUACGAGCCGGGCAACAAACUCUUCGAGUCUUUCGGCGCCAGCGUAAAGGCAGAGUCUGAUCGCGCCAGGUCAGCGAUCGAGGAUGCCGAGGCGGCGUUCAAGCGUCGCUCGAGGUUCGUCAGCGAAGACCUCGUCGCCGAGGAGAGGCCGGCCCUGACCAAAUGGUCGAAGGUGGCCGGGCUCGACGAGGACGCUCCGAGUGCCGCCGCCACCAGAGCCAAGCAGACCCGAGCCCGUCUCAACGACCUGGAAACGGAGAUGGAGGAAAUCGCCGAGAGGCAAGCUAAGCGCGAACAGCGCAGCGCCGCCUUGCGCGCGUUCGUUAACGAGAACGCCGCCGCCAGCGAAAACUUGGCGAGCUCCUUCACCAGCAAGAAGGUCUCUUCGGUCCGCGCCGAGAGGGCCGAGAGGUCCGACAAGCACGUUUCCUUCUAGGCGAAGACCUCCGCUGCACCCCCGAUCGCUUUCCAACCUGCGGGCAUUGCCGGGAGACGCCUUGUCCCGCCUCCGCCUUAUCUCUUCCAUUAUUUAAACCUCAUGUAACCGGUCCUUUCUACGGAUCAACGAAUAAAGUGUUCCUCUUUGAUUCGAAAGCACGCCGCACGCGAUACCCGAAACGAGCGUAUUACUAACGAAUCGAACCGCUCCCGCGAACGCUCGUCACUUCCUCUUUUUGUCCACCUCAUUUUCGAAACCAUUUGAAUUUUUUAUCCGCUUCUACGCGGGACGAUCCUUUUUCCAUUACCUUAUGUGCACUCGAAUUCAUUUUCUCAUCUCUUUUCACGCAAUCAAUUGUUUUCUU
Molecule: messenger RNA, 1438 nt
Organism: Diprion similis
Lineage: Eukaryota; Metazoa; Arthropoda; Insecta; Hymenoptera; Diprionidae
Exons: 3
Coding region: 190-1071 (293 amino acids)
Source: RefSeq, a predicted model, not a curated record